Trichomonas vaginalis G3 is the source of this 2853-nucleotide messenger RNA. RefSeq lists its product as uncharacterized. The record is from RefSeq and is a predicted model, not a curated record. NCBI's taxonomy places the organism in Eukaryota, Parabasalia, Trichomonadida, Trichomonadidae. The coding region runs from base 1 to 2853 and encodes 950 amino acids. The transcript has a single exon.
AUGGAACUUCCUGUUAUUGAUCAUAUUGACUAUUCUGAUACAACCAUUGCCUCUAAAAUGCUCACAAUUGUUACUCAAUACUGGAAUAACUUUCAAGUUCCUCUUGAUAUUUCAAUAUUUGAUAAAUUAUCGAAUAACCAUGAUCCAGAGAUGUUUUCAAUAAUAAACAGAAUGUUGCAGCUUCUUGGUAUUAUCAUAAAACCAAAUGUAUAUUGUUUUUCACAAUUUCAAUCUGAAAUUAUGUUAUUAGAUUAUUUUAUGAACAAUUUCUCUUAUGUUUAUACAUUUGACAACUAUAAGAUCAAUGCUUUUAAGUGUAAUGACAAAAAUAAGGAAAGUAUUUUUUUGGUAUCCAAACAAACAUAUAUUCCUUUAGGAAACUCAAACCACGUAAUGAUCACUCAACAAUUGAAAGAGUUCAUUCAUUCAGAUAUCCCAAAAUCAAUAAAAUUAAUUUCAUUCGAUAUUGAUAGAGAAAAAGUUGUUCCAAACUAUGAGUAUUCAUUAGAUAUAAUUCGAAAAUUUACUGACACAAGUUCAAAACUAUUUAAAAUACAGAAAAACAUUGAAUAUACUUCAGAUCAAACGAAAAAACCAACAAUUUAUCUUGAAGACAAAAAUGCAAACGAAAUCAUCUUAAAGUUAGUUAUUCCACAGUUCUCUUUUGAUAAUUUUUUCAGUUGUAAGAUCAUUGAAUAUUUUCUUGAUCUUUUUCCAUCAGGACCAAUAUCAUUUAAAGAUACAAGUCAAGCUGAGGCAAAGAAAUCACAAAUUUCAGUUAAAACAGAAAUAAUUCAAAAUUCAAAUUUAUAUUUUUCUGAUUUAUUCAGUUUUUAUGAUUUUAUAGAGCGUAAUACAUAUAUUGAUCCAAGAUUUAAUAUCAAUUUCUCAGAAUAUGGAAUAUUAUUCAACACAACUCAAAUUCCUUUGAAAAUCAUUGGAUAUUUCUAUAAUAUCUGGAAGAAAGAAGUCAAAGACAAAAACAAAAUGACAAGUAUCUUAUUUGAACAACAUAAAACAGGAGAUUUCAUUAAAACAAUGAUAAUAAAUGAACAAAACUCAAACAAUGAAAUAAACGCAAUGAUUUCAAAAUGGUUUGAUAUAGUUGGAUCUGAAAAUGAAUGUUACUACAAUUAUAUUCAAUUUAUUGACAAAAUUGAAAAAUCCGACAUUGCAUUCAAAACAAAAUUGGAAGAAAAGUACAUAAAAAUGGCAGAUAAACUCAAAGAUGACGAUUUUAUCUGUGAACUCUUUGCAAGAAGAUACAAUUUUCUGACAAAUAAAAAUUCAAUUCAUAAUUCAAUAUCUAUUCAAUCAAUUAUGCUUUUACCUAACUAUACAAUAGAAAUAACUCUCAAACAACCAGAAAAAUCCAUUAAAAAUCGAAAAUAUUUUCCACAAAUCAGAAAUGAGUUGGUAAAUUUACAAAUUGGUCACAAGAAACAUAUAGAUUACUUGCCGCAAAUGAAUUUCAGAGGUUUUUCUGUUUAUAAAGCAAACGACGGAUAUUUAGUUGUUUCUCAAAUGGAUGAUGACUCAAGUUAUGACUACAAUGAUACAGAAUUGAACUCCAGAGUCAUUACAAUGUUCGUUCGAUCUAAUGUUGACGAAAUAUUACCUCCAAGAAUGAAUUUUGGAAGACAAAAUUUGACAGUUUUUGCCAAAUCAAAAUUUCAAAACGAAAUUACUGAUUAUUCAUUCGAAUUUGAUGGGAAAGACAAUGUUAUUUUUCUGAUAAUGAAUGAUCAUAAAGUGAAGAGCUACUUGUUGUACUCAAACUAUUUGAUAAAUCUUGGAAAUACUUCAAUAAAAAUGGAAAACAAAAAAAUUGAAAAAUCAAAUGAAAAAUUUAUAAAUUUCCAUGAACUAAUAGACAGAAUAACAAGAUUAUCAAAGUUCAGAAACUAUGCAGCUGAACACAAUAACGAGUUACUGAAGAAUCAUGAAAUAACUAAACUAUUUUUGAAAAAUGAUGAAAUUGAUUUUGAAAAUUUACAAAAAGUGACAGAUUUACAAAAUCAGUCAAAUUUACAAGAUUUUUUAGAGAAAAUAGAUGAAAAAACAACUCAUCAAAAUCAAUGUGCAUUGAAAGGAGAAAAGAUAUUCUAUGAAUUAUUUAAUGGAACUCAAUUUUGGUUCAAUUUGGAAGAUUUUAUUUUCCAAGACAUUCCUUACGAACAGUUCAUUUUUGAUGUCAAGAAAAAGUUUCCGAAAAUGAUUUUGACAAGAUAUUUUUGUGAAGAAAAGUCGUCUCCUGUCACUUUUGUUGAUUUACAAGGCAAGAGAAUUGAAAUUGAAGGAUUUAAAACAAUAGAUAAAUUGGAAUCAUCAGUAUCUAUAUCAUGCAAACAAGAGGAAUUAGAUAAAAUUGGAAACAUCGAAAAUAAGAUUUUGAUGAGGAUUUCUGUGCAAAAUUCGAACUCAAAACGUGUUGUUUCUUAUUCUAUAUUUUCUGCUUUGGCUUCUGCUCCUAUUGUUGUGUUUGAUUUCUUCGAUUCAAAUAUGUUUUUGGAAGGUUUUGAGGAAUUUGUCAAAAAAUUCAACGAUUAUUGUAAAGUAUUGAAUAUUUAUCAAAAUUUUACAAAUAAAAUUAAAGAAUGGAGGCAAUCACCACCACAUAUCUUCUUCAGAGGCGAAAUAAUGAAUAAGAGAUUCUUUAUUAGCAAAUUGAAACAUAUUGCAAAAGAUAAUGAAUUGAUUCUUUAUUUAAUUUCUCAUUGCCACUUUUUGGAAAAGAAUUCACAGUUAACUUACAAAGAUUUCCCUGUAUCCUAUACACCAACAAAGUAUGCAAUCAAAUCAAUGAUAGAUUCUGGAUCUUCUUAUGCUUGUUUGAAUCAUUUUAAUAUCUAA